GGAGCCACACGUGGAGAGACACGGAGAGACACACAUAGAGAGACACGGAGAUACACGGAACCACACAUAGAAAGACACACAGAGACACACAUAGAGACACACAGAGCAGCACGUAGAGAGACACAGAGACCGUGCAAGAGACAGCCACACAGAGCCACAGAGACAAGAUAGAACGACACAAAAAGAGACACACGGAGCUACGCAGAGACACCAAGAGACACACAGAGACACACAGACACACGGAUACACACAGAGACACGGAGACACACGCAGAGACACGGAGACAGACACACAUAGAGACACAGAGACACACACAUAGACACAUAGAGACACACGGAGACACGCACAGAGACACACACACAGAGACACACCCUCAGAGACACACACAGACACAUAGAGACACAUAGACACACACAGACACACACACAGAGACACACAGAGACACACAGAGACACACCAUAGAGACACAGACACACACAGACACAUAUAGACACACACACAGAGACACACAGAGACACACAGAGACACACACACAGAGACACACAUAGACACACACACACAGAGACACACAAAGACACGGAGACACACACAGAGACACACACAGACACACACAGACACAUAGAGACACAUAGACACACACAAACACAUAGAGACACACACACAGAGACACACAGAGACACACCAUAGAGACACAGACACACACAGACACAUAGAGACACACACACAGAGACACACAGAGACACACAGACACACACACAGAGACACACACAGACACGGAGAAACACACACAGACACGGAGACACACACAGACACACACAGACACAUAGACACACACAACAACAAUACACGUGUAUAAACUCGACGGCAAGGUUGUGCAACCUCACAAGUUUGUGAGUUAUAACGCGACACAGGAGAAACAACAACAACAACAACAAAAGUCGGAAGAAAAUCAACGCGGAUCGACUGACUUCGAAUCGCAUCAACAACAACAACAAACAAACAACAACACACAAACGACAACAACAACCAAACAACAAACAAACGACAACAACAAACAAACCACAACAACAAACAAACGACAACAACAAACAACAAACAAACAACAAACAGACAACAACAAACAACAACAAACGACAACAAACAACUAGAAAAAAGAACAACCAACCGACAUCAAACAGACAACAACGAACAGACAACAACAAACAACAAAACCACAAACAAACAACAACCGACAAACAAACCACAACAACAAACAAACAACAAACAACAACAAACGACAACAAACAACAAGAAAAAACAACAACCAACCGAUAACAAACAAACAGACAACAACAAACAGACAACAACAAACAAACAACAAGCAACACCAACAAACAACAACAAACAACAAACAAACAACAACAAACAAACAACCAACAAACAAACAACAAACCUCGUCGUCGGUGUUCCAUCUUCCUCGCCGUCGGCCCCCUGCGAUGGCGUUCAUGAUCAAGUCGAUGGUUGGAGGGCAGCUGAAGAACCUCACGGGGGGAGGAGGCGGCGGCGAGGAGGCGGCCGCCUCCGAGGGAGCCGCGACUCCGGCAGAGGCGCAGGGGAUGACGCGGGAGGAGUUCGAGGAGUACCAGAAGCAGGUGGUGGAGGAGAAGAUGGAGAGGGACGCGAUGUAUGCGUCCAAGAAGGCUGGGAGGGCGACGGUUCGGGUGGAGCUCCGGAAGAAAUACAGACUGCCCAAGAGCGAGCAGGACGAGGCUCAGAUCACGAUGGCAGGCGACGACGUGGAGCUGCCCGACGAGCUCGCCCGCAUGGUUCGCCAGGACGAGGAGGAGGAGGAGGACAAGGAGUCGUUCGCGGGGCGCCUGCAUAGCCUCCAGGAGAUGGACAUCGACACCAUCAAGGAGAAGGCCCAGGAGACCUUCAAUGAGCUCAAGACCUCGGUGGCCGAGCACAAGUGCCACGUCAUGUAAAAAAAAAAUGGGGGGGGGGGUCGUGCCGAGUUGCGCUGAAGAGUUUUGUGCCCCCCCUCUCCCCCACUCGUGGUUUCGAAACUUGCCCCCCACCUCCCAUCCCUCCCACCUAUCCCCACCCCCCUAGCUGGCGGCCACCCUGGUAAAUACUGCGCCGCGCGUAUUUAUCCACCAUUACACGCCCCGUCACGCGAGGUUAUUCGAUUGAUAUAUUUCAACAACAAAUUAUUGCAACGGUAUUGUAGGCCGUGUGCUGGCAGGUGAUGGUUCAAAUUUGCCGAAUUAAAAAAAAAUCUAAAUCACUUGCAGGGGGCGUGCCUCUGCCCAUAUAUGGAAGAAAGUAAGCGAGACGUGCUUCUGCCCAUAUAUCGUGUUGUUAGAACCCGACUCGAGGUGUCUCUGUAGUAUCGAUUCCACUCACAGUCCAUCUUAGAGCCACGUUGAGUAUCGAUUCAACAUCGAGGCUUAAUCAUUGCGUCGAUUCAUUCAUCCACGGAUCGAGUAGUCCCAUUGGUGAGUACAGCGUCGUGUGAAACGUCCACCCCCCUCCCUCAUUUUUGAUUGGCUAAUAUUGACGUGACCGCGUGCUUCGCUCGCAGUCCUGUUUUUGUUACUCAUCGACAGCGCUGGAGCCGAGGGCCAAAACACGAGCAUUCAAUUAGCCUCCCUACUUUCCACCCCUGUUCCCUCCACAUUAGAUGUUGUUAUCCUUUUUUCGAUUUAAAGCUUUCGUGACUGCAGGGAUUCGUCUUCUUGGUUCU
This is a messenger RNA of Lethenteron reissneri (Far Eastern brook lamprey), 2725 nucleotides long. It is a transcript of the gene CPLX4, whose product is annotated as complexin 4. Gene Ontology annotation, molecular function: syntaxin binding. The record is from RefSeq and is a predicted model, not a curated record. Gene Ontology annotation, cellular component: SNARE complex; terminal bouton. Gene Ontology annotation, biological process: regulation of neurotransmitter secretion; synaptic vesicle exocytosis; neurotransmitter transport. NCBI's taxonomy places the organism in Eukaryota, Metazoa, Chordata, Hyperoartia, Petromyzontiformes, Petromyzontidae.